This is a messenger RNA of Marchantia polymorpha subsp. ruderalis, 2190 nucleotides long. The record is from the annotation of a GenBank genome assembly. Lineage: Eukaryota; Viridiplantae; Streptophyta; Marchantiopsida; Marchantiales; Marchantiaceae.
CUUUUUUAUCAGGCUGAACACUUCAACAUGCUGAUUCUGACUGAAACACUGCUCUUUGGAACAAUGAUAUUGUGGACUUGAUUACACUUGGAACACUAAGAUUACCCAUGAGUAUUCUGACAAGAAAUAUGUGGGUGUCUUAUAAUGAUCCGUCUCUUGCUUUCGGCUCCAACUCUUGAUCCGUCUCUUGCUGAUGGCUGUCGUCGUUCUCGUCGUUACCGCGAGAGGACCACCCUGGGGCGCAAGACCAUCGUUCCCUUCGCGACCCGUCGGAGCUUCGAGGGGAAAAUUCUGCGCGCGACACCUCAAAGCGUCUUUCGACUGGCAUGGUCAUAAAAGCUGUCGUCGUUACCGCGAGAAGACCACCCUGGGGCGUAAGACCAUUGUUCCGUUCUGCUCUUCACGACCCGUCGGAGCUUCGAGGGGAAAAUUCUACGCGCGACACCUCAAAGCGUCGUUCUACUGGUGCGCUUGCGAAUUGCGAAUUGUUCCUGUGUUCGAAUACACGAGCUGUGCGACGAUCGGCGGCGGGGCCGAUUGGUUCCGCUCGAUGCGGCUUCUACUCAGAGCAAGUGCCCAAGAGUUUUCUACGUGUGCUCGUUUGGCAAGUUCGGACAGCAGAGGCGAGUAUCGUGGAGUGGAAUGCCCUGCCGAGGAAAUCGAGUCGGACGCCGUAAUGGUGGUUAUUGUAAACUCUUCCAAAUGACUUCUGUUCCUGGAUUUUUCAUCGAGGUUCAGCCUGUAAGCUACAAGGAGCAGGUUGAGUUCCUUGAUUGGUUGAAAGAGCGCGGACAGCGAGAUGCUUAUCUUAGUACUACUGUGGGAACCUCCACACAUGGCAGUGCUGAAAUUGUACCUGUCGCCUUGUUCGCUACCCGUCCCAUUCAAGCUGGCGAGCGUGUUCUUCGUGUUUCCCGAGAUCUGACAAGCUACCGAAGGAGGUCACGAAACUUUUGCCGCAAGAUGUUAGUGAGUGGGCUCGUCUUGCUCUCUUCUUACUUGCCGAGCAGCAUAAGGGCCAGGAAUCAGUUGCCUACCUCCUUUAGGGUCUAUUCACAGUACGGUACGCGAAUAAUGGCCGCCGAAGCCACCAAGCUUGACGGGCGGCUGGCUCGACGACCUUUGAAAGACAAGAACAGAGAAGCUCAGGCUAUGAGCCUCCUGCUAGCUCGUUUGGAGAGUAUGAUGCAGCAACGGCAUAGUGCACUUCUGACCUUGCGCUUGGUGAAAACAUGUAGAGGGUCGAAUUCAGGCUCGAAGAGUCCAGUUACAGUGCACGUACACAUGGCAGGUGCCGUUGUCAGCGGAGAGAUGCGCGUUUUAAGGUCUGUCAUCGCUUGGUUGAGAAUCAUUGUUCUCCUUCGACUGUCCUCACAUGAGCAUCAAAGGUUUUCGACUUCGCACGCGAUCCUUUUCCUUGAUGGGGGCAUGAUUCGCCUCGUGUGAGUAGAAUGACCGUGAACGAUCCAUGCUCGAGGCGGCCUUACUCGCCGCGAAGAAGUUUUCAGCAGCCACGGCACUCACGAUCUCAUCCUUUGAACGUGAUAACAGAGCAAAACCACGAGUGCUCCCUGACAACCAAUGACGCUGAUGAAGAGACCUGGAGACAAUUCCAUACUUGCAGUCAUCAGGCAGCAGCGUCCGCAGGUUCGACUACAAAGGAAAAAACAUUGUCCAAAAAUAUUCAUGUAAAACAUUCUAACAAAUGUACGGGGUUCUCAGCUCUCAGUUGAAGACCUCGAUCGUGGCAUCAGGUGAUCUAGGAUAUGCUUAGUCUCCAUUGUACUGUGACCUACUUUAAGCUUGUGAACAAAACUCAUCUGCUCCGACAGGAUAAGUCAACUGUGACAACCAGCGCACGGUUCGACCAAGCAUUCAUAGCAGCGAUUCUUGUCAUAGAGAGGAGAGGACAUAGUAGAAUAAAAGAGCGCUCAAGGAGGAGCUGCUGUAAGAGCAGCGACAAUGAAUCCCAAAUAUGGUCAGCACAAACAGUAGGAGUGGGAUGUUGAAUCAAUCAAAGGGAAAAAUAAAUAUAAAGAACGUCGACCAACUUUACAUCAACUUUGGGUGAAACUUAAAAAAUCAAUAUAUAUAUAUAUAUAUAUAUAUCGGCUUGCUUUGAUUUGUUUUCCUUUUCCUUCAUGAACAUCUGAAUUCAGCGAUUAUAUCCACUCCUGGAUCAGACACAGC